AUGGAGCAUGCCAACGGCAAGCUGCCCAGCAAGCAGCCACAACCACUGCACGGCCUGCAGGCGGCGCUGCAUGGGCGAAACAAUGUGCCUGACACGGACCCGCUGCUCUUCACGCCCUACAUAGCGGCUGUGCCGACUCCCCAGGAGGUCAAUGGCUGCGCCAGCCCACCCCAGAACUACGCCUGGCACACGUCAACGGCGGCGCAGAAGCACGGCUACCCAUGGCCCAAGCUGGCGGUGCUUGGCGUGCUGGCGGGGGCCUACAUCGGGCUGGGCUUCUCGCUGUGCACCCUGGUGGGCGGCCAACUCAGCGCGGAGACACGUCACGACGAGCCGGGAUACUUCAACCUCCUGUUUGGCAUCUAUGGCUUCCCCAUGGGGCUGACGCUGUGCGUGGUGGCGGGCGCCGACCUCUUCACCUCAAACUGCAUGUAUGCCACCUUUGCCGUGGCAGAAGGGCGGUACGGCCUGCUGGGUGCGGUACGCUGCCUGGUCUCCUCCUACCUCACCAACCUUGUCGGCUCGUUGCUGCUGGUGGGGCUCAUGGUGGGCGGAGAGGUCUACAAGGGACGGUCAGACUUUGUGAUCGAGCUGGCGCACAAGAAAAUUGCUUCCAGCUUUGGCGCCACGCUGUGCAAAGGCAUCCUGUGUAACUGGCUGGUGUGCCUGGCGGUGUGGCAGGGCAACAUGGCUCGUGAUCUGGCUGGAAAGUUCAUCGGCGUCUUCCUCCCCAACUCCGCCUUUGUCAGCAUGGGAUUCGAGCAUUGUAUCGCCAACAUGUACCUCAUCCCCCUGUCCAUGGCGCUCGGCUCUGGCAUCUCUGUCGCGCGGCGCGCGGAAAAGCCCACCCAGAGCACCGCCUGUGGCUACCACCCAAGGCCCAUGGGGCACAGCGAGAGCUUUGCGCACGUGCAGGAUGCGGCCCCCGGCACCGGCACCGGUACCGAAGACAGCUUCGGCAGCCGCUGA
Messenger RNA from Chlorella variabilis, 969 nucleotides. RefSeq lists its product as hypothetical. Gene Ontology annotation, cellular component: membrane. Gene Ontology annotation, biological process: nitrite transport; transmembrane transport. The record is from RefSeq and is a predicted model, not a curated record. Gene Ontology annotation, molecular function: high-affinity secondary active nitrite transmembrane transporter activity. The transcript is spliced from 10 exons. Lineage: Eukaryota; Viridiplantae; Chlorophyta; Trebouxiophyceae; Chlorellales; Chlorellaceae. The coding region runs from base 1 to 969 and encodes 322 amino acids.